GCAGACUCAAGGGCUCCAUAUCUGUGGCUUUAUUCUUACCCAGAGGUUCUUUCAGUGGGCAGCAUGCUGAUAGGACAGAAGAGGAGUAUAGUGCGGCGGGGUUAAUUGGAAACAGCAUCAAUGUGACAGGAACAGGAAGCGGUGAACAGAGCGAGCUACCUGGUAAAACAUGAGGCUGGUCUGUUCCUCUCUCUUCACUCUGCCUGUAAAUCGUCUCAGCUGUUCCAUAAUUAGAUCAACCAGGUUUCAUUAUGUAUUUAAGUUAAAUCUGAAAGGAGUAUUUUCAGCCUCUAUUAGCCGGGCACCUGCUUGAUGGUGUGAAGGCGAGAGAAAAAUGACACAAAACGGUCCUGGCACAAAAAAAGGAGAAGAACUUAAAAUUGUGAUAGUGGGAGAUGGAGGCUGUGGGAAAACAUCGCUGCUGAUGGUUUAUGCCAAAGGUGAUUUUCCAGAGAAAUAUGCGCCAUCAGUGUUUGAAAAGUAUAACACCACUAUCUCUCUCGGAGGGAAAGAGAUCAAGCUCAACCUGUACGACACAGCUGGACAGGAAGACUACGACAGACUGCGGCCCUUGUCAUACCAAGAAGCUAAUCUGGUGUUAGUCUGCUUUGAUGUGACCAACCCCACCAGCUUUGAGAAUGUCAUGAUAAAGUGGUACCCCGAGGUGAAGCACUUCUGCAGGGACACGCCAGUCAUUCUGAUUGGUUGCAAGACCGACCUCAGGAAGGACAAAGAGUGUUCAAGGAAGCUCAAGGCCAUGGAUCUGGUCCCUGUAACUUACAUGCAGGGUGAGGAGACAAGACAGCAGAUGAAUGCAGAGCUCUACCUUGAGUGUUCAGCAAAAUAUCAAGAGAACGUCCACGAUAUUUUCCGAGAGGCCACAAAGAGAACUCUGGCCUUCAAUCGAAAACAGAGAAACCACAAAAAGAAAAAGAAAUGUGCCAUUCUGUGAAGUGAAAGAGGACAAAGGCCCAAGGACCAGGUUAGGCAUUCUGAGACAUAGAAAGCCUGGGUGUCUUGGACAGGUGGAGAAACAGCUGUGUUCAGAGAGCAAUUUUAAGCCCUGGUCCAUUUGGGUCCUGCUGAAUCAACUGUUACAAAACAUGGCUGAUGGUGAUUCUCGAAAAGCUGCAACUGUUUGGAGAAAGAGUUACGUCAUGCAACUUGAAAAGCCCUCUGUUAUAUAUUUGUAUAACAAUAUUUUCUACAAGUAUUUUACGGUUACUUAUUUUGUAUAUUUCCAUUUAAACUGCACAUUUUUAACGGUCAAGUACGAUUAAGUCGUUUUUUUAGUACUGUAGCUUUAACAAUCUUGAUGAAUAGUGAAUGGUAAAUCCCAGUAAAGACUGAACAGGUGCUCAGUGAGAGCUGUAAAUUCUUUUCUUUACCAGCAGCGCCCACUAGUGUUGAAAAACAUGAAUGAGCAACUGCUGCAAACACCAGGUACACGGUGACAUUCUCUCAAAGAAAUAAAAGGUACGAAUGAUUUUUACAAUUUUGCUUGAGUGCACAGUCAACAAAGUGAAGAAGGGUUUUUUAAUUUAGUGUUUAAUUAUCACCAAUGAUUUUUUUUUUUUACAACAAUGUACACAAAUUACCAAAUGUCUCGGUUACUGAUCAAACUCAGGCACCAGUUACAGAGUUGAAUUGAUCCAUUUUUUGUUUUAGCAUCAGCUACAUUGUUAAAAACUAGAAAAAAGAACAUUGCUUUUGAGCACUCUGGCAGCUCUGGUACUGAAUGUAACAUUUUGGUUCAUUUUUAACUCCACAUGCUUCAUUUCCCUCUCAAUAAAAAUGAAAACUGA
Molecule: messenger RNA, 1805 nt
Organism: Notolabrus celidotus (New Zealand spotty)
Lineage: Eukaryota; Metazoa; Chordata; Actinopteri; Labriformes; Labridae
Gene: rhof
Product: ras homolog family member F
Exons: 5
Coding region: 335-952 (205 amino acids)
Biological process (GO): small GTPase-mediated signal transduction; cell migration
Molecular function (GO): GTPase activity; GTP binding
Source: RefSeq, a predicted model, not a curated record